This is a messenger RNA of Catharus ustulatus (Swainson's thrush), 751 nucleotides long. RefSeq names its product histone H1.03-like. Gene Ontology annotation, molecular function: structural constituent of chromatin; DNA binding. The record is from RefSeq and is a predicted model, not a curated record. Bases 5 to 688 code for a protein of 227 amino acids. The transcript is spliced from 2 exons. Gene Ontology annotation, biological process: nucleosome assembly. Lineage: Eukaryota; Metazoa; Chordata; Aves; Passeriformes; Turdidae. Gene Ontology annotation, cellular component: nucleosome.
CGACAUGGCCGAGACCGCUCCUGUCGCCGCUCCCGAUGUCGCCGCCGCCGCCGCUCCGGCCCCGGCCAAAUCUCCCGCCGCCAAGAAGCCGAAGAAGGCGGCGAGCGGCUCCAAAGCCCGCAAGCCCGCGGGGCCCAGCGUCACCGAGCUGAUCACCAAGGCCGUGUCCGCCUCCAAGGAGCGCAAGGGGCUCUCGCUCGCCGCGCUCAAGAAGGCGCUGGCCGCCGGCGGCUACGAUGUGGAAAAAAGUAAUAACCGCAUCAAGCUUGGCAUCAAAAGCCUUGUCAGCAAAGGCGUUUUGGUGCAGACCAAGGGCACCGGCGCCUCCGGCUCUUUCCGCCUCAGCAAGAAACCCGGAGAAGUCAAGGAAAAAGCGCCCAAAAAGAAAACUGCUGCAGCCAAAGCCAAGAAGCCGGCGGCCAAGAAGCCCGCCAGCGCCGCCAAGAAGCCCAAGAAGGCAGUGACAGCGAAAAAGAGCCCCAAGAAAGCGAAGAAGCCGGCGGCCGCAGCGGCCAAGAAAGCAGCGAAGAGCCCCAAGAAGGCCACAAAGGCAGCCAAGCCCAAGAAAGCGGCGGCGGCAGCGAAGAGUCCGGCUAAGCCCAAGGCUGUGAAGCCCAAAGCAGCCAAGCCCAAGGCGGCCAAGCCGAAAGCAGCCAAGGCAAAGAAGGCAGCGCCCAAGAAAAAAUAAGUGGUGGACCCGGUAACAGUUUUGCGCUCUUGUUCUUCGCCGGUGCAAGCAGCACAGCAGCGG